This is a messenger RNA of Prosopis cineraria, 2077 nucleotides long. Its product is annotated as probable magnesium transporter NIPA6. Gene Ontology annotation, molecular function: magnesium ion transmembrane transporter activity. The record is from RefSeq and is a predicted model, not a curated record. Gene Ontology annotation, biological process: magnesium ion transport. Bases 416 to 1447 code for a protein of 343 amino acids. Lineage: Eukaryota; Viridiplantae; Streptophyta; Magnoliopsida; Fabales; Fabaceae. The transcript has 9 exons. Gene Ontology annotation, cellular component: membrane.
GAAGGAGAGCGAAGCCAAAGAAAUGGCCUGGAAAUGUUAAAUUACCCAAUUGACCUUGCUGACACGAGGGAAGAGCCCGAUUGGCGAUCGGUUUCUUCUUACACGCUGAAGAAAAAAAGGGUGGGGAAGAAUGGCAGGUGGGUCGAGGUUAGAGACGAACCCAUCGCAACGAAACUCCAUAACGGCGAUAGGCAGAUAUUGUAACUGUAAGUAAACUCCACUUCGUAGGGGAGGAAUCAGGAGCUGCCGCAGGGACCCAAGAAGGAUUUCUCAUUCAUUUUCACUAGUAAUAUUGGCUGAAAUUACUUGAUCACCUUGCUUAUCAUUAGUGUUCUGGGGAAUCAAGGAGCUUGUGUUACUGUCAUCUUCUUCAUUUCUCUCACCGAAUGAAAUUACAGAGCGACGCACAACAUAGAUGUACUCGAGUAAUUUGAAGGGGUUUAUUUUGGCUGUCGUUUCCAGUGCUUUUAUCGGUUCCAGCUUCAUUAUCAAGAAGAAGGGUCUCCAACGGGCCGGGGCUCACGGCCCUUCAGCCAGUGUUGGAGGAUACGGUUAUCUGCGAGAGUCUCUCUGGUGGAUCGGCAUGAUUACCAUGAUUGCUGGAGAGAUAGCUAAUUUUGUGGCAUACAUUUACGCCCCUGCUGCGCUUGUGACGCCACUUGGUGCAUUAAGUAUUAUUAUUAGUGCGGUCUUAGCACAUUUCAUGUUGAACGAGAAGCUGCAGAAAAUGGGCAUGUUGGGGUGUCUUCUGUGCAUAGUCGGAUCCAUUGUAGUUGUUCUCCAUGCACCUGAGGAGAAGUCCCUUACUUCUGUUCUUGAAAUUUGGGAUUUGGCCACUCAACCAGCAUUCCUCUUGUAUACGGCCUCUGCAAUAGCUGUGGCUUUGGUAUUGAUUUUAUAUUGUGCUCCCCGCUAUGGCCAAACCAAUAUUUUGGUUUACAUUGGAACAUGCUCUAUAAUUGGAUCAUUGACUGUCAUGAGUGUAAAAGCAAUUGGCAUUGCAAUAGAACUUACAUUAGAGGGCAUAAACCAGGCUGUAUACUACCAGACAUGGAUUUUUGCAAUGGUCGCUAUUACUUGCAUCAUUGUGCAAUUAAAUUAUCUUAAUAUGGCAUUGGAUACUUUCAACACAUCAGUUGUGUCUCCUAUCUAUUAUGCCCUGUUCACAUCUUUCACAAUAUUAGCAAGUGCAAUCAUGUUUAAGGACUAUUCUGGUCAAAGUGCAAGUAGUAUUGUAUCAGAGCUGUGUGGUUUCAUCACUAUUUUAUCCGGAACAGCAGUAUUACAUAGUACAAGGGAGCCAGAUCCUCCAAUAACGGAUUUAUACACACCAUUGUCUCCUAAAGUGUCAUGGUAUAUCCAUGACGGUACUGAACCUUGGAGGCCGGACGAAGAUGCACCACCCUUCAAUUUAGCCAAAAUUAUACGGCAAGACCAUUUCAAGUGACAGGAGAUUAACACGAAAAUCAGAUUAGUCCUUUGAUGUCCUGCUAGUGAAUCAUGAGGCAUCCUGAUUUAUUGUCUCAGCCCUUCCAAUUGUUUAAGCACAAAAGCGUGCCAUUAUUGAUAGAGUUGGGCUUUGUUCCAGUUUGCUUUAGCAAGAGAUGUAAGAGAUUGAUCAACGUUGUGUUGGCAGAGAGGAGAAAUUUCCUUCUUUUUCAGUUUUUUUUCCCCUUGAAAUUUCUGGUAGAUGUUCAUAAGCCUGAGCUCUGUUCUUCAUCCACAAGUUUGCAUUCAUGUUACCCUUUCAAGUUGAGUUGGUAUCCCCAUACCUUUUUUUCUCUUGUGGUUUGCCUCCUUUUUCCCCGGGGUUUACAACUAAUUUAUUUGCACAAUGAAGAUGCUUCCAGAUUCUGGUUUGGGCCAGCCAAAUGCUUGAAACUAACCCAUGUAAUGUGUAUCACUGUGAUGUUAAUUAUUUAUUUAGAGCACCAAUAUUGGCCUGAUAGUUGUCGACAUGUGGUGUUCAAGCGCGAAUUGUCUAUGUACUGAUCAGUUAGAAUUGGAAGAGUCACGGACGCUCUACUGGCUUUGCGCGUGCAGCGGCAAAGCGAGUCCAUAUGUAUUGUGGAAGUUU